CCGCUCUGCGCCUCCUCUCGAUGGUUACGGUCCGCCAGGCGGGGGGAGCGCGGCGCCGGUGGGGCAGCGGGGCGAGCUGGCAGCCUGUUUGUUUCCUGUGGAGAGGUUGUGACAGGGAGAUAAAGCCACGUGUUUCUUUGGGACUAAACUUCGAAGUGUGAGGUUUCUUCCAGUCAGACAUAACUUGGUGUGCACGUUCCCUUACAAACAUAACUUAUUCAUGCAGACAUGUCUGAGAAAGACAGCAGUGAAAAUCUGAAAGAAGAAACAUCUUACAAAGAUGAAAAUGAACAGAAAGCAGAAGAACUUGGCUGUGCUGAGAGCAAUGAAGAGCAAGAGCCUAAGCCUGUGCCUAUGACUCGGAAAAGACCUGAGCCCAAAUCCCCAGGUCAGCCUCCUGCCACAGAAAAACCUGCAGCUGAAACCCUCAAGGUCUCAGAUUCUGCUGCUGCAGUUCAGACAGGAUGGGGGUACUGGGGAAGCUGGGGGAAGUCUCUUCUGUCAACUGCAUCUGCUACUGUAGCUACUGUAGGUCAGGGUAUUUCAAAUGUAAUAGAAAAAGCAGAAACAACCCUUGGGAUCCCCAGUCCUACUGAAAUCUCUUCGGAGACUAGAGAUGCUACAAGAGGAAGUGAGAAUCCUGGUGCUGGCAGCACAGAUACAGUUGAUGAUGGCAGUUCCUUUCCUAUUGCUGGGGCUCUUGGAGUUUUAUCAACCAUCUCUACUGCUGUCCAAAGCACAGGAAAAAGUGUUAUUAGUGGAGGUCUGGAUGCCUUGGAGUUCAUUGGAAAAAAGACAAUGGAUGUAAUAGCUGAGGGAGACCCUGGAUUCAAAAAAACAAAGGGCCUAAUGAACAGAACCUCUACGUUAUCUCAGGUCUUACGAGAGGCAAAGGAGAAGGAAGAGCAGCAGACAGCUACUGAGGUUGCCAUGGCUACAGAGAAGAAAGCCCAUUAUGGGUUACUGUUUGAUGAGUUUCAGGGUCUUUCACAUCUAGAGGCCUUAGAGAUGCUUUCCAGAGAGAGUGAAUCAAAGGUGAAAUCAGUCCUAAAUGCCUUCUCUGGAGAUGAGUUGGACACACUGAAGGAGGAAAUGGACCAACUCAAAGAAGCAUUUUCUUUACCUGAAUUCUUUGAAGAAGAAGAGGAAGAAAAGAAGGGAGAUGAGGAGUUCACAAAAGAAGUUACAGAGUUGUUUGCAGAAUUGCGUAUCUCCUCAAAGCCAGAAAAACUUAUCAUGGUGAGGAAAUCUGCUUAUGAAUGGAUAGCACAAUUCAACAGUAGUCUUCCUAAAGAAGAAAAAGAGAGUGAAGGAAACCAAGAUGUAGAAUCCAGAGAUGGUGACCAUCAUGCUAACAAAUCAGUAGAGGAUAUUCAUGCUAUUGCCAUAAGAAGUCUGGCUGAACUGACAGCAUGCUCCAUUGAAAUGUUUCACAAAACUGCAGCUUUGCUUCUACAUGGUCAGAAGCAAGAAGUGACAGCUACAGACAGAGCCAAGUCUCUUUCACAAAUAACUAUUAUGCUGUGUAAGGAACUAUCAGCUUUCUCUAAAGAGUUUACCGUGUGCUUAACAACUGCAGGGGUCAAAGAGAAAGCAGAUGUGCUUAAUCCAUUAAUCACUGGAGUGUUUCUGGAGGCUUCAAACAGUGCUUCAUAUAUCCAAGAUGCCUUCCAGCUCCUGCUGCCUGUACUGCAGAUCUCUCUUAUUGAAACCAGAACGGAACUGUCACAGCAAUAAAAACCCUUCUAAUUAAGAACUUUUUGACCUUCCCACUUCAUAGUUUCCACGCUGGAGAAUGAUGUAAUGGCUGUUAUUAAAUGGAAAAAGAUUAACUCUGAUCACUGCUGCUGCUGCAAGAAUGGUGAUUAAAUACGGUUUGGCAAUGACAGCUCUUACAGUGCAUUGUGAGAUGUGAUUAGCGUAGUCCAGGUUGGUGGACAAUGUGACAGACUUAAGGUGCAGAUUGCUCCUCUGUUUUCAUGAACUGUCUGUAUCUUUUCACUGAAAUCCCUCUGUAUAUUGUUAACAAGCUUUUUAGAGAAGCUCUCUGAACUGUGAAGGCAGUGCUGGAGAAGAGUAGCAGCUAGCUAGUUAGAGUUAGCUAAAAUCAUGGUGUGAUUUUUGAGUUAGAGAGAUAUAAUUAGGUUCCUGAUAGCUCUGCACUGGUGUUGAAGUGAAUAAUGAAUAGGAGGUGCAAGAAAAGGCAAAUAUUUUUGAUUAUAAUCCUUGCAGUUCCUAGGCUGGAAAGAACAGAGUGGAAGGAUUCUUCAUUGAGCCAUUUGUGUUGAAGAGAAGCUGUGGCUUCCUGGAGGUGUCUGUUAGUGUCAGGGAUGUGGGAUGGGCACUCUCUCUAGGGUGCUGUUUCUCAUUCUCUUGCAGAGUGCUUGCUUCAGCACAAACUGGGAAAAUGCUGAUCUGGCCCUAAGAAUGUGGGUAGUUUUCUUUAAAUCAGUAAAAGAGAACUGGCUAAAAAGGGGUGCAUUUGUGUUUGAGCAAUUUAAUGAGAUAAUUUAGCAGGAGGAAUCUCCUUUUUCAAUGCAGCUUGACAUGUCAGCCACAGGCUGUUCACAAACUCAGAUACUGCUUCUUUCCUGUUUCUGUGUUAUAACACUGUAACACAAAGCUCCUUCUUGGAAGGCAUAAAGUAGGGGAAGAGGAAGCAAUUUGAUUCUGUUAGCAGGAGGCCUAAUUUCUCUCAGAAGCUGUUCCACAUAUAGUAUCUGUUUCUUUGUGCUGUGAAAGUUCCCUGCUUUGUUCCUUUCUGCAGUUUCUAUCUUUUUGAACCUGUCCAUUGAGGGGGAGCAGCCUCUGUUUGAAUCAUAAGAGAAAUGCACAGCUAAAAUGGAACUUCUAGAACUUCAGAAUAACUUAACUGAAGGUGACAGAGUGUCACACCUGCCUCUCUAGUAGCUCAUUGGUAACAGUGGUGCUCAAAUCCCAUUUUGAAAAUCCUCUGGGUUUUAGCAGGUCUUGUACAUUUCUGCUGUACUGAAGGCUUAACUUUCCCAUGCUCUAUUUGUGUAGUAGAGAAGUGGUUUUAUUAUAAGAAUACCUUCUAGCUAAUGCUCCUCUGAUUUUAUAUAUCUGUAAAAAGCCUUGCCUUAGUCUUGUUUUGAUUGGUCAGAUCUCUAAAGGGAGAGCCUAUUUUUGCAUCUUAAAGAAAACUAGAAAUGGUGUUUCUGGGGUAAAAACAUCUGCACUACAAUAAACUAUUUUUUUCUUUA
This is a messenger RNA of Calypte anna (Anna's hummingbird), 3224 nucleotides long. It is a transcript of the gene FAM114A2, whose product is annotated as family with sequence similarity 114 member A2. The coding region runs from base 229 to 1737 and encodes 502 amino acids. The record is from RefSeq and is a predicted model, not a curated record. The transcript is spliced from 15 exons. NCBI's taxonomy places the organism in Eukaryota, Metazoa, Chordata, Aves, Apodiformes, Trochilidae.